AGGCUAUGGAGGACGUAAUCACGCUGGCUCACUUCUGCAUGAGUCGUGGAUCAUGAAGAUCUUGAUCGAAGAGUACUUCUUCUAAGAGGAAGUAGUUCAUCUUCUACAGAAGCUGCUGGAGUAUGCAGGUAAAACUGUGGACGGCAGAUCCUAUCCUAAUCCUAAUCCUCCUCUAGCUCUAAGAUCAUGGAAACUCCAGUUUGGAUCGCAAGAAAGGGAGAUCAGGGAACUUCGAGUAGUGAAACGAGAUGAUCAACCUAAGAAGUUGAAGUACUUUACAGUCAGAAGAUGAUCCAACACCUCGCUGAGGGCAAUUCAUCUUGAGGUUUUGGAUCUUGAGGUUUUGGAUCUUGAGGCUUUGGAUCCCUAGCUUCGGAGAAAGCUACUUUAGGUCCACCUCCAGUAAAGCUACUUCCGGUCAAGCAGGACAUUGUCUUUGUCAGGAAUUUAGCACUCUACAAGAUUUAGAUUCAAGACAACGACAUAGGUUCGUUUUGGGUAAGUCUAAACCUUCUUCUAACGAAGAUUGAAAGGUUCACUAAGCCACGACUACUAAACGCCUCUACUACUGCAACUAAGUACCUACGAAGAGCUACGUCAACAAGAAUCCUUCUACACUCUAGUGCGUGUUCUUUGUGCUUGUUUCUCUCGUUCUUUCAUCUACAACUGUGUAAGAAACAAGUGGGCCGAAAAAUCCUUCCUUUCUAAAAGUCCGUCCUUCCUUUCAGUUAUUUCGUGACGAGGAUGUUGUUUCUCAAUAAGAUGAAGUCCGUUUCAGUCGUUUUCUCGGUCCUCUUGGUGGUCGAACGAGUGCGAGCCAGCGAAGAGAGCCAAGACACAGCCUUGCCAGAGGAUGAAGAUCUUGACUUUCUAGAAGGGUUAGAUGACGACGCCGCAUCAAUGGGCACUCGAGCGCCCUCGUCUCCAGGAGACAAUCAAAAUCUGCCAGAAGAAAGUCCAGAUUUGCCGGUUGGCAGCCUAAGUAUGGACUCGUGGGGAGACAGCCAAAAUCAAGAUACUGACGCACCAAAUCCAAUGUUCAUCCCACCGCCAACCCUACUAAAGCCCGGCUUCAGGAUCGGAGAAGUACAAGACGUUGACGUGUCGUCACUUUUGCCGGAACAAGUCGUGCGGAAUGAGGUGGCAGCUCCACAGCAUUUUGAUAGAUCUGAUGCAGAUCUUCUUCAUCUCCUGAACAGAUCUGAUGAAGCUAGAGCUUUCUCCUUGGGAGAGGAUGAAAGAUCAGAUCCAGAUCUGGAUCGUGCUCGACCGUAUCGUUUCGAAGGUCGUGCCGCGAGUAGCAGCAGUACGACCGCUUUUCCUCGUCAGCUUCUUCAAGUUGAAGCCACUGGAGCUGCUAGGAGUAGCAGCUGUACUAGUACUGUGGUAAAGCGAUCCUUCCUCGGACCUCGCUUGAACAAUUGUCUUGUUGAGGAGGUGCAUCACGAGGUAAAAGCUAAAAUUCCCCUUGAGCUUGAUAGCAAUUAUUCAACUCCUGCGCACAGCCAGUCAUCUCCUGAGCACAGGCACAGUGGUUUUGCAGCAAAUAGCAUCAACUCCUCGUCCUCCGGAAGGUGGAGGGACGAAAGAUCCAGAUCUCCGCGUAGAGGGUCUCGCACUCCUCUGACCGACCGAAGUGGCAGUGCUUAUCUGGUUCGCAGUGAGGACUCCUCGACAGCUGCUUCUACGAAGAACGAUGCGUCUCCGUCUUCAGCUGCAUCAAUGGAAGAUGGGCAGGAGGAGCUUAACAAAGGUAGCACCAGCACGGACAACCAGGAUCAUAAGACGAGUAUCCGGCGGCCACAUUAUAUUAUAAAAUAUAUCCUUCCUCACUACAACAGAAGGACUGACUACUAAGCCAAGGGAUAUCUCCGCGAGUUGGGCCAGGCUCGCGAACGGAGGUAAAGAUCCUGCAGACGAGUGUGUUUACGGACUGAGCAUGGCGGGAGAAAGCGAAUAUGCCGCACAGACUCGCAGGCCUUUUCAAGUCCUCCUCAGCAGAGUCUGGCGCCUCCGCGUAUAACCCGAAGAGAAGAGGAUCAUGAAGAUAACAAAGAUAUUCUGAAGGAGCUUGGAAGUGUAUUGGAAUCGUCAGUACAGAUGAAGAUGAACAGGUGAUGUAGCAAGUUGUACUUAAUAUAUUCAUUAUAAUUUGUAGAAGAUCGAGAUCCUGCUGAAGCUGAAGUACUACAGUUUUUCUUGUACAGUACUGGCACGGUCGUGAAUAUUACUUGGAGAGAUGCAGGAGAAUAGAUUCUUUUUUUUUGAUGAUCCAGACGACCUUAAAUAAGAAGCACCAUAGUUAGUCUUGUACUUCUUCUCGGGUCCUCGGUAGCGCUAGGAUUGUACAGUCAAUAAUUCAUAAUUGUGUAUAUUUUUCGGAAGUAGUAGUAGCAGUACAGCAGAUGAAGUAGACAACAAGACCGGAUGAAGCAGUAUAAUAAUCGUGGCUAGAUUAAGGUUAAUAUCUUUCUUGGUGCACAAUCGCGCGUGCGGCUUUGGUUUUUUCGCGAUGCAACGAUUAAAAAGCCGAAUUUCAUCUUGAGCUGAUGAAAUAUCAUGCUGGUGAGGGCGGGUCGUAUUCAUCAGAACCGUUAAUCAUUCAAUAACAUUAUCGUUGACAAUUAUGGUCUACAAGAAAUCGGGAUAAUGAAGUGUUCUUUUUCUGUUUGGACAAGAAUUGAUUCCACAGUUGUCCUUGUCUUUGAGCAUCAAUGAAUAGUUUUUUCUAAUUCCAAAACCCAAUUAGUUGUUUUCGUUUUUUUACAUCAGCAUGCAUCACGGUGAUGUUGAUGUAAUGCUAUUUGGAAAGAUGAAGGUAAUUACGCAGUUUUUUUUGUUGACUCUGUAAACACUUUGUUCAGUAUAUCAGGAGGACGCGAUGACGAUGAUGACUGGGGUCGUGAUUUAUGGUUGACGCACUUUUGAGAGAGAAAACGAUGAAGAAGGGGGUUAUUUGUCGUGGGAAAUCGUAUAAAUUUUUAGCUCUGGUGACAGAUUUUAUUCCUCAGCACCACGUGAUUCGAAUUACUAUUGUUGUACAAGAAAUUGUAUCUUGUAUAGAGUCAAUUUUUUGACUUUGCAGAAGAGGAGCUUAUGCUUACAGCAAGCAGAAGAGAAGACGCUGCUCUAUCAGAAUAUGAAUGUCGCCUCCAUGAAACUG
Molecule: messenger RNA, 3163 nt
Organism: Amoebophrya sp. A25
Lineage: Eukaryota; Dinophyceae; Syndiniales; Amoebophryaceae
Source: the annotation of a GenBank genome assembly